Messenger RNA from Vollenhovia emeryi, 1120 nucleotides. RefSeq lists its product as uncharacterized. Gene Ontology annotation, biological process: detection of chemical stimulus involved in sensory perception of smell; sensory perception of smell. Lineage: Eukaryota; Metazoa; Arthropoda; Insecta; Hymenoptera; Formicidae. The transcript has 8 exons. The coding region runs from base 231 to 1043 and encodes 270 amino acids. Gene Ontology annotation, molecular function: odorant binding; olfactory receptor activity. The record is from RefSeq and is a predicted model, not a curated record. Gene Ontology annotation, cellular component: plasma membrane.
UACAGUUUACAGCAUUUAUAACAUUAAAAUGUACCGCGGACCUUAUCAUAAAAAUUUGCGCUUUUGCAUUCGGUUUUUUCAUUAUAGACAUAAAAUACGUUUUGCUUCGCAGUAACAACAGAGCAGUAAAAUAUAUAAUAGAGUAUCUUCAAUAUGUGUACGUGAAUUUAAAAGACCAUAACGAAAUCGUUAUUAUAAAAGAAUAUGGAAACAAAGCAAAACGUCAUACGAUGGGACUUAUAAUUCUUCUUAUUACCUACGUAUUUACUCAUGUAAUGACACAACUGUGGCCAAGGGUUUAUAAAAUUGUUUUAUCUAUGAAUGGAUCUCAGCAACGCCGUUUGCAUUUUGUAGCAGAAUAUUUUGUCGAUCAAGAAAAAUAUUACUACUUACUUUUAUUGCAUAUGUUUAUAUGUUAUUACAUGAUACUAUUUGUCCUACUGGUGACAGGAAUGUCGUUAUAUACAUAUCUUCAGUAUGCCUGCGGAAUGUUCAAAAUUGCUAGUUAUCGUUUCGAAAGUACAAUGAAAAUUUACGUAUCACAAAAUAUUAUGCAACGGAAUGAGAAUUUACUUCAUAAAGGCAUAGUACGUGCUAUAGACAUUCAACGAAAUGCCAUGAUGAUUUGCGAAUAUUUGAUGUCCACGUUUGAGGUAAUGUUCAUGUAUUUAAUAGGACUCGGAGUGAUGCUGUUAACCCUUAAUAUUUUCCGAGCUUUUCAGAUUAUAUCAUCGGGAUAUAAAAUUGAAGAAUUAGGCAUGUGUUAUUUGUCAUCAUUGAGUUGUCUUAUAUACAUGUUUUUAUCCAAUUUUGUCGGACAAGAAGUAACGGAUCACUAUAAUUACGUAUUUGAUACAAUAUACAAUAUCCAGUGGUACUUAGCUCCUCUACAUAUACAAAAGCUGACGGUGUUUCUAAUGCAGAGAGGCAAUAAAUCUUUCGGUCUAAAUGUGGCUGGAUUGUUUGUAGCAUCUUUGCAGUGCUUUGCUAUGUUGGCAAAUUCAUCUGUAUCUUAUUUUCUCGUCUUAUAUUCAAUUCGGUAGUGAUAGCAAAACAUACCAACACCAUAGAGAUAAACUUAAUAAGUAAAUGAUGCAGUACAUAUUAUGUCAGAACUGCC